Prunus armeniaca (apricot) is the source of this 777-nucleotide messenger RNA. NCBI's taxonomy places the organism in Eukaryota, Viridiplantae, Streptophyta, Magnoliopsida, Rosales, Rosaceae. The record is from the annotation of a GenBank genome assembly.
AUGUCUAAAGGGAAGAUGAAUGCGGAUCUAGGACCUGCGUUAAAGCCCUUUGAUGGCAAGGAUGACUUCACAGAUUGGCAAAGGAUGAUGAAGAACAUACUGAUACAGCGAGAUUUGGAUGAUGCACUCAGCGGUGAGAAGCCGACAGGCAUGACAGACGUAACAUGGACCAAGGUUCUCAAGAAGGCCAAGAGUUCCAUUGAGAUCCAUCUCACAAGAUCAGUUCGGUCACACAUCACCGAAAAGAUGACUGCCCGAGAAGCAUGGGAAAAGUUGCACAAUGUUUAUAUGGGCAAAACCGUGUCUAAUAAACUUUUUCUAAAGGAUGAACUAUUCGGACUUCGACUGGAAGAAGGAGGUGAUAUUGAAGAUCACGUAUGCAAGUUUCAGAAUUGCAUAACUAAUCUUCAAAAGGUCGAAGAAACUUACAAAGAUGAUGAUAUGGCUAUCAUCUUGCUGAGGUCUCUACCUUCGUCUUUCAAGCACUUUCGAACAACUCUAAUGUUUGGAAAAGAGUCCCUGAAGCUUGAAGACGUGAUUCAAGCUCGCAAGGAGAGGGGGCGGGAAAAGACAAAGGAAGAGAAAAUAGGCAACAGAGGUAGGUCAAAAUCCAAGAAGAAAAAGGAAAAGAAGGAAGGUUGCUUCGAAUGUGGUUCAGCCGAUCAUUGGAAGAGGAACUGCAAGAUUUGGAAAAAGAAGAAAGCCAAGAGGGAAGGAAGCUCGGUUCAGCUAGUGCAGUCACUGAGCAUGAGAGUGACGGGGAGCUUCUUUCAGUAA